AUGUUAAGGGUAGCGAAAGCAUUGAUUAUCAUUGGUUGCUUCUGUAUCCAAACUUACGCAGAUGAAACAACAACCAACAGUAUAUCUAUCAAUACCGAGGACAAGCAAACCGCAAAUGUUCGGCCAAUUAAUUACAAUAUAAUACUGACGCCUUACUUUACUGACAGAAACUCUGAAAAAUAUUUAACGUUUGAAAGUGUUGUGGAAAUAGAGUUACAAGUUGAAAGAUCUGUUAACAACAUUACAUUGCUGUCUAACAAGUUGUUAUUCGGUCGUGAAAACUGUUCGUUACAAACAUCAGAUGGAGUUGAUAUCCAGGAUUUUUCAGUGGAUUUUGAACCAAAUGAGAAUCUCGUAUCCUUUACAAAGUCUUACGACCAAUUUCCACAAGAAAAACUCUUGUUAAAAAUAAAUUAUACUGGUACUAUUUCCAAGGAAGAAAAAGCUGGAAUCUUCAUUGAUUUCUAUAUAAACGAGAAAAAAGAAAAUGUGUCCUUCAUUAUAGCAAUAUUACGGUCUAAAUACACAUCUUCAGUUCUUCCUUGUUUUCUGGAAUCUGACCACAAGGCCACCUUUGAUGUUACAAUAAAUGACGAUAAAAAUUACGUAGCACUUUCAAGCAUGUCAAUAAAAAAUGUGUCUUAUGAGGGUUCAACAGCAACAUCGGUAUUCAAAAAGACUCCACCGAUGGAUAUUAACCAAUUAGGCUUGUGUGUUUUGGAUUUUAAAAACAUUAGCAAUGAUGCUGAAAACAUAACGGUAUGGACUACUCAAGAAUUGCUUCGAAAGAAAUUAGAUUUUGCCAACACUUCAACGCAGUAUUGGUUAACAAAUCAUUCUAUGACCGUUUGUGCUGACGUUAAACCGAAAGAUUGGAUAAUUGUUAAUAAACAAUAUACAGGUUUUUACAUAGUUAAUUACGAUAAAACUAAUUGGGAACUUAUCAUUGACUACCUCAUGUCACCUGACUAUAAAAAGAUUCAUCUAUUCAAUCGCUAUCAAUUGCUGAACGAUGCCUUUUUACUAGCGCAUGAAGACAAGUUAGACUUGACGAUUCUUCUGAGGUUACACAGCUACUUGAAAAAUGAAACAAACUGUCUGGCAUGGUAUCCAGGCUUUUUGGUUCUAGAUUGGCUUGGUAUUCAGCUAGUUUAUACAGAAAGCUACCCGAAAUUUCAGGAAUAUGCAUUAAAAAUUAUGCAGAAGUUAAUCGAUACCAUUGGGUUUAGGGAAAAUGAGCAAGAUGAUGAUUUCACAAAAACAUGCAGAGCAAGACUUUUUUCCGUGGCCUGUAAAAUGGGCCACCAAUUAUGUCACAAAAUAGCACUAGAAAAAUUCGAAGCAUGGCUGCGUGAUCCAAUCAACAACCUGAUUGCCUCCAAUCUAGAAGACGCUGUACUAUGCUAUGGUCUGCAUAAUUAUGAAAACCUAGAUGAAUUGUUUACGUCUUUGGAUAACAAAUCCCGUUCUUAUGAUCCAAAUACCGUAGAAAGCCUAAACAACGUUGCGGGUUGUUCUGGAAACGAAACGUUUUUGAGAAAACGUUUAAAUAAGUUUAAAAACGAUUCAAUUCUUGAUACUUUUACUUUGCUAUCUAUGAUGCUGGAUCACAACGCAAUAAAAUUGGAUACGACUCUUGAUUUAGUCACUGACGACUUAUACAAAAUCAUACGUUGGAAGAGAAAUAAUAUUAUGCCACUACUUUUUGAAAAUGCUGCCGGGAAAGUGACAUCACAGUCUCAACGAGCCAAAAUCUCAAGACCAAUAUACAGAAGGGCUUACAAAAAUGCCGUCAAUAGAGGCUUAGACAAGUCCAACAAGAGAAUUGAAUGGCUAAAAAGAAAUGAACAAUCAGUAGUCAAUUUUAUAACUGAGUUACCACAGCAGCAACCUCUGCAUGAUUCGAACGAGAAGACUAUAAAGUUCAAUCAAUGA
Copidosoma floridanum is the source of this 1935-nucleotide messenger RNA. Its product is annotated as aminopeptidase N. Lineage: Eukaryota; Metazoa; Arthropoda; Insecta; Hymenoptera; Encyrtidae. Gene Ontology annotation, biological process: proteolysis; peptide catabolic process. Gene Ontology annotation, molecular function: peptide binding; zinc ion binding; metalloaminopeptidase activity. Gene Ontology annotation, cellular component: membrane; cytoplasm. The record is from RefSeq and is a predicted model, not a curated record.